Messenger RNA from Plasmodium relictum, 1575 nucleotides. Its product is annotated as ATP-dependent RNA helicase, putative. The transcript is spliced from 3 exons. Bases 1 to 1575 code for a protein of 524 amino acids. The record is from RefSeq and is a predicted model, not a curated record. Gene Ontology annotation, molecular function: nucleic acid binding; ATP binding. Gene Ontology annotation, cellular component: nucleus. Lineage: Eukaryota; Apicomplexa; Aconoidasida; Haemosporida; Plasmodiidae.
AUGAAAAAUUAUUUAUACAUAAAUCAUCUGAAAAAGUUUAUUGAAAAUGAAAAUUUAACAGUUCCUAAUUUUGAAAACUUAACUGAGGAAGAAAAUGAGGAAAAAGAUAAUAAAAAGUUAGAAGAGGUAAGAAGUACUUUAAGUUCUAAUUGCAGAAUAGUUAAAAUAGAAGAUGAAGAAAUAGAAAUUUCAAAAUGGAAUUCGUUAAAAAAUACCAAAAUAAAUGAAUUUAUUAUAAAUUCUUUGAAUGAUAAAUUUCAUUUCAAAACAUUAUUACCUUGCCAAAAUUGCAUUUUACCAUAUUUGUUAUUAUAUAAAAAUGGAUCAAGUUCUUUAAUUAAUGGUGAUAUUUAUAUUGAAGUCCCAACUGGUCUUGGUAAAACAUUAUGUUAUAUAAUUUCAAUACUAGAUUAUUUCUUAUGCAAAACAGAUAGCAAAUUAUAUUGUCUUAUUUUGACAGCCACAGAAGAAUUAGUUAAUCAAAUAUUAACGGUUAUUAGAAAUUUUGGAAUAAACAAUUUAAUAUGUAAAAGUUUAAAUAUAAAUAUGUUUAAUUCUAAUAUUUAUUUUGAUGAAUUUAUCGAUAAUGAUGAUUCUUUUAAAGAUUGCAAUAUUAUUGUAACAACUACUAACAAAUUUGAAAUGUUAUUUUAUAGCAAUGAAGAUAUGUUUAAACAUUUAAAAUUUUUAGUUAUAGAUGAAGUAGAUAAAAUUUUGUCUUUUAAUAAAAGUAAUAUAAGUAGUAUAGUUAAUUCUUUAACAAAUAUUGUAGAAAAAUAUCAAAAUACAACUAAUAAUUUAUAUAAACCAAAAUAUUUUCUUCAAAAAAUUUUAGUUUCUGCUACUUUAUGUAAAGUUUCUGAUAAAAUAAUGUCUUUAAAUUUAUAUAGGCCUAUAUUUUUUUAUUACAUAUUAAAUUAUAAAAGAAAUGAAGAAUUUUAUUUAUAUACUAAAAAUAAAUACUAUAAGCUUUACUUUUUAAUUAAACUAAUUACAGAUAUUCAAAAUAAAAGUGAUUUGAAUAUGUUAAUUUUCUGUGACAACGAUGAAUCAUCACACAACUUAUUCAGAUAUUUAACAAUUUAUUUUAGUUAUACUAAUGAAAAGUAUUAUAGUAUAAAAGAGUAUAGUCGUAAUUUAUCAAAUAAAAGAAGAAAAAGAAUUCUCAAUGAAUUUUUAAAUAAAAAAUUGAAUAUCUUAAUAUGUACGGAUUCUAUUUCAAGAGGUUUGGAUACAGUUAAUUUAAAUUAUGUUAUAAAUUAUGAUAUGCCCAAAUAUUACAAUAUUUUAACGCAUAGAAUUGGAAGAUUAGGAAGAUAUAAUAGUAAUAAAGGAAAUGUGUAUCAUUUUAUUAAGAAAAAGGAAAAGGCUAUUAUGAAUAAGUCGGCUAAGCAAAGAAAUAUUAAAUUAGUUGAACAAAUGAGAUUUAAAAAAAGUAAAUUAAUCGAUAUAAAAAAGAACAUAUUACAUUUAAAACCACUAAUUAAAAAUAUAAUAAAAAUGGAAAAUAGAGAGAUAAUAAAAUGUCACAAAUAUUAUAGUUAUGAAGAUUUGAUUAGAAUAAAUCUUCAAUAA